This is a messenger RNA of Cercospora beticola, 1680 nucleotides long. RefSeq lists its product as uncharacterized. Gene Ontology annotation, molecular function: transmembrane transporter activity. Gene Ontology annotation, cellular component: plasma membrane. The record is from RefSeq and is a predicted model, not a curated record. Gene Ontology annotation, biological process: transmembrane transport. Lineage: Eukaryota; Fungi; Ascomycota; Dothideomycetes; Mycosphaerellales; Mycosphaerellaceae.
AUGCCUUCCGCCAAGCAAGCCGCAGCAGAAGCCCAGCUCCAUGACCAAACGAACUUAUUGCCAAAACGACAGCUCAUGUUCGUCUUCUCGAUCAUGUCGCUGGCUUUGAUCGUUUGCGUCAUCGACCAAAAUGGUAUUGGAGUUUUGCUUCCGUCGAUUGCUGAAGACCUCAACGCUUGCGAUUCCAUCUCAUGGGCAGGAACUUCAGCUCUGAUUGCCAAUACAGUCUUCCAGGUGCUCUACGGCCGGCUAUCGGAUCUCUUCGGCAGAAAGAAUGUCAUGCUGUCAGCAUUGGCUCUGCUCGCACUCACAGAUCUUGUAUGCGGGCUGGCUGUCAACUCUACCAUGCUGUACAUCUUCCGCGGAUUAGCUGGAGUCGCAAAUGGUGGGAUUGCAAGCUUGAGCAUGAUGAUUGUGUCGGAUGUGGUCACUUUGAAAGAGAGGGGCAAGUAUCAAGGUACCCUGGGGGCCAUGGUUGGGCUGGGCAAUGCAGCUGGCCCUUUGAUUGCUGCUGCUUUCGCUGUUCGAGCUUCUUGGAGGGCGCUGUUCUACUUUUUGGCGCCGGCAUCGUUGGUCGCAUUCGCUGCCAGCUGGCUGUGGCUCCCGACCAAUAUGCCGAAACUGAAGUUGAAAGAGACGAUCGCUAGAAUCGAUAUGCUGGGUCUGUUCUUCGGAACAGCGGCAGUCAUUCUGCUUCUGAUUCCAACAUCAUCUGGUGGGCAUGCCGGGACGCCGUGGAACUCUCCUCAGGUCAUUGCCAUGUUCAUCGUCGGCGGCUGUUGUCUGAUCGCAUUCCUAUUGAUCGAGUGGAAGUGGGCGAAGCUUCCCAUGAUGCCGCUCAGCAUGUUCAAAAGCAUUUCUGUAAGCGCAAUGUUGGCACAGAGCUUCUUGCUAGGAAUAGCAUAUUUCACAUAUCUGUACUUCUUGCCUCUAUACUUCCAGAAUGUGCGCGGACAGAACGCAAUCCAAUCAGCGCUCUGGCAACUUCCUAUGGUAAUCACGCAGGCGUGCUCCUCGAUAUCAGGUGGCCUCUACAUGUCGCAUUUCAACCGAUACGCCGAGCUGAUAUGGUUUGGCUUCGGCGCGUGGACCCUAGGCGCAGGCCUACUUGUACUUGCGGAUCGGGCAAUUCACCUUGGGCUGGUGUGCUUCUUCUUGGCGAUCAUCGGGCUGGGCACUGGACUCAUCUUCCAGCCAACGCUCGUGGCUGUCCAAGCCCAUUGUCCGAAAGCUCAACGAGCGGUUGUCACAUCGAAUCGAAACUUCCUUCGCAGCACUGGAGGAGCUAUCGGUCUGGCUGUCAGCUCAGCGAUCUUGUCGAAUGUGCUCAAAGCCUCGCUGCCAGAAAGGCUGCUAUCAGUGGCGAGCAGCAGUUUCGCAGCGCCGGAUCACAGCAUUUAUUCCGAUGCAGACCGCGAUAUCAUCGCCGAUGCCUACGCGAGCGCAAGCCGGGCAGUGUUCAUCUGGUGCGUGCCUGUAGCUGGCAUUGCCUUUCUGCUUUCAGCAUUCAUCGCAGAUAAGGGCUUGGUCAGGAAGGAGGAGCAAGCUGCUGGCACUCUGGUUGAGAAAGGAGCAUCUGAGAAACUCAGUGAUGCUGAAGCCGAGCUUCCACGAGCAAUUGAAGAGGAGAAAAGUCGCUCCAUUGAAGAGAAGAAGCCAAUGUCCAUGUCGAGCACAUAG